GGUCGAUUGACCGCCCGCUCUCCGCAUCGGGCGUAUUGGAUCUGCUUCCAGUGCAUGCACUGUGACAUGAUUGUUGAUAAGGCGACAGUUCAUUUCAUCGUACUGGAUUGUACAUGAUGAUUAUCUGCGCGCUACAACAGCACCGGAACUAGAAAAUGGAGCAGAAUAAUACAGACCACCGACAGGCCUCGAGCCUCCAAUCCGAACCCCGAAAGCACCCACACAAGUCCGUUCGUGUUGCUUUUGGCCCUGACCUCGAAACUCACAUUCCACCCCGCGACAUCUCCCCCGCGCCCGUUGCUGGACACCACCGAUCCUUCACCACCGUGGAGGCCAAACCGCCGCCUGUGAUCACACCGGAACGACCGACGAGCUCGUCCGCCGGCGAGAACUCAGUUAUCUUCGAUGUCAACCCGCGCCUGACUAUGGAUCGUCCGUCCGAGUCUGCGCGCCCGACCGCGGCCCUGAAGAGAGCCAGGAGUGAUUAUGGACCUCGAGUGGGAUUUGAUAAAGCUAUCAAUGGUGACGAAGAAGAAGAUAUUGCGAUGCGCCAUGGCUGGCAGGAGGAAUAUACUUCAAGCGAGUACUUGAAAGUCCUGCAUUCGAAUUUCUACAUGUAUUUCACGGAAAAGCGCCAUGAGACGAAUGGAAUCCCACGCGACCCUGUCGGAAGCUGGCCGAGUCAAGACUGGCGCAUGAAGGACCGUCUCAAAACCGUUUCUGCCGCGCUUGCCAUCUGCCUGAACAUCGGCGUUGACCCCCCGGAUGUCGUGAAGACCAACCCUGCGGCAAAGCUGGAGUGUUGGGUUGACCCAACCUCUACCACAUCCCCUGGUGGCUCCAACAAGAUCAUGGAGCAGAUCGGAAAGAAACUACAAGAACAGUAUGAGACGCUAAGCUUGAGAACUAGGUACAAGCAGUAUCUUGACCCUUCAGUCGAUGAGACCAAGAAGUUCUGCAUAUCAUUGCGUCGUAACGCCAAAGACGAGAGGGUUCUCUUUCACUACAACGGUCACGGUGUUCCUCUUCCUACCCAGUCAGGCGAGAUUUGGGUUUUCAACAAGAACUACACGCAAUACAUCCCAGUCUCACUGUACGAUUUACAGUCAUGGCUCGCAGGUCCGAGUCUGUUCGUCUUUGAUGUUUCACAUGCUGGUAACAUCGUUUCCAACUUCCACACUUUCGUUGAGAAGCACGAGAAGGAAAAUGUCGAGGCGAGAAAGAGGGAUCCGAAUGCCAUCGUACAGAAUUACGGAGAUUGCAUCAUUCUCGCAGCGUGUCAGAAGGCUGAGUCGCUGCCGACGAAUCCAGAUCUUCCUGCGGAUCUCUUCACCUGUUGUCUGACUACGCCAAUCGAGAUCGCGCUGCGCUUCUUCAUACUUCAGAACCCGCUCCAAACCAAUAUUUCUGUCGACGAAUUUAGGGUGCCUGGUCGCCUACAGGACCGUCGUAGUCCCUUGGGAGAGUUGAAUUGGAUUUUUACCGCGAUCACUGAUACGAUAGCUUGGAACACCUUGCCGCGAGCCCUCUUCAAGAAGCUCUUCCGCCAAGACUUGAUGGUGGCUGCCCUGUUCAGGAACUUCCUGCUGGCUGAGCGGGUAAUGCGCACCUACAAAUGCCAUCCGAUUUCAUCGCCUGAAUUACCGGAGACUCAUCAUCAUCCUUUGUGGAAGAGCUGGGACCUGGCCGUCGAGAUGGUUUUGUCGCAGCUUCCAGCCCUGACUGACCAUGAAGAGGGUCGCAGGCAAUAUGAAUAUCAGCAUUCGACGUUCUUCGCAGAGCAGCUUACCGCAUUCGAGGUUUACCUGUCGUCGGGCCCCACGGAGAAGAACCCACCAGACCAGCUCCCUAUUGUCUUGCAGGUCCUUUUGAGUCAGGCACACAGAUUGCGAGCUCUGAUUCUGUUGAGUAAAUUCCUAGAUCUCGGUCCUUGGGCGGUUCACCUGGCUCUGAGCAUUGGUAUCUUUCCUUACGUCGUUAAGCUUUUGCAGUCUGCAGCCCAAGAACUUAAACCAGUCAUGGUCUUCAUUUGGGCAAGAAUUAUGGCCGUCGACCAUACUGUUCAGAAUGACCUACUGAAGGACAAUGGGAUCCAUUACUUCAUCUCCAUCCUCAACCCAUCUUCCCCAAUCCCUGUGGGCAACGCUAGUGAACAUCGGGCUAUGUGCGCGUUCAUUGUUUCAAUCUUCUGCAAGAACUACCCCCAAGGUCAAAAUGUGUGCCUCUCUGCCGAGCUUUUUGACUCUUGUCUCAAGCACCUCAUGGAUGUGGAGAAUCCGCUGCUGCGGCAGUGGUCGUGUCUCUGCAUCAGCAUGCUGUGGUCCGACUUUCCAGAAGCGAAAUGGAUGGGUAUUCGAUGUGCCGCUCCUGCCAGGCUCUGUGAACUCAAUUUCGAUCCUGUGCCUGAAGUACGGGCUGCCAUGUUGCAUGCGGUCACCACCUUCUUGGGUAUACCGGACUUAACCGAUCAGGUAGCCCAGAUUGAGGAAACCCUGGCCAUGGCAGUAUUGCCCAUGUCAUCUGACGGCAGUGUACUCGUGAGAAAAGAACUCUUAGUUUUCUUCUCAGCUUUCGUCAAACGCUAUCAGAACAAGUUUUUGAUUGCCGCAUACGAGGAGUUCCAGGAUGAGAAGCAGAACUUACUCUCGAAACUGAAACAUGCAGGAUCUCGGGUCCCUAGCCAAAAGGAAGUAUCGGAUGUUCCCGCAGCCUCGAGUCGAAAGUCGCAUAGCCUCUCACGAAACACCACCUUUGGAACUAUUUGGAAGCAGCUGCUAAUUCUCUCUGUUGACCCCCACCCUGAUAUCGCGCAGGACGCAGGCAUGAUUGUUGACUACAUUCACAUUUGCCUCUUGGAUUCACCGAUGGCUUCAUUGACUAACAAGAUCCGAGACGAAAUCCUGGACCUUUCUUAUCGGGUUUCUCAGAAAUUGCAGGUCGAAAAGCCAGAAUCAAAGAAAACCGCGCCUCCGCCGACACCACCCGCCGUCGCCCCUCCCAAACAGGAAGGCUACCUUUCACUAAGUAUCAAACGAACUGCCAGUGUGGCGGCCUCGCUUAAGAACCUGGCCUUCGGAGGCUCUAAUGCGUCCGAAUCUCAAUCACCCCAAUCGCCUCAAUCUCUCACCGCGCCCAAGAGCCGGAUGCCUAUGACCCCAAGAGGACGAGCCCCACCCGAAUGGACGCGCCCCCCGGAAGUCAAUGACCAAGUUGCUCCCGCAACGGCCUACAACCAAGCUCCCACCCCUACGUCGCGAGGAUUCGAGCCCCGGGAAUCUUUUGCGGUCCCAGCCAUUCCCUUGAUGAGUAGAUUCCUGGACUGGUCCACAGAGGUAAAAUCAGAACUCCUUCACCUCAUGAGCGAUAAGUUUCACUACGAAUUUGAACAAUUUCUCACCCGUCUUCAGUAUUUCCGGGAACCCCAGAUGAAACCCAAUGAACCCGACGAGCCCGGCAGUGCCGAUUACAACGAACGCCUCUGGAGACGAAGCCGUAAUGAGAAGAUCAUCUCUGAGACCCAACCUCUGAAGGGCAAAGCAGGCAGCAGUCGAUGGGAUAAUUCAUUGUCUCUUCUUUCUAACAGCAGUCAGCCUCUGAAGAUGUGCUUCCAUCAAUUCGAGGAUCACAUUGCAGUUGCGGAUGAUAAGGAUACUAUCGCAAUCUGGGAUUGGCAGAGACACAAGCGUCUCAACCGUUUCUCGAAUGGCAACCCGGCUGGCUCCAAAAUCAAUGAAGUCCGAUAUAUCAACGAGGAUGACCAAGCUCUGUUGAUGACCGGGUCAUCUGAUGGUGUUCUGAAAGUGUUCAGAAACUACGAGUCGGCGCAUGAUGUGGAAAUUGUGACUGCAUUCAGAGCUUUACCUGAACUCAUUCCCAGCAAUCGCAAUGCUGGUCUUGUUCUGGACUGGCAGCAAGGUCAGGGUAAGGCAUUAGUUGCAGGUGACGUGAAGGUCAUCCGGGUGUGGAAUGCGGCUACCGAAGUCUGCACGAAUGACAUUCCUGCUCGUUCGGGCUCUUGCAUCACCUCCUUGACAUCCGAUCAAGUAGCAGGGAACAUCUUUGUGGCAGGAUUCGGUGACGGCGCAGUCCGGGUGUUUGAUCAGCGUCUUAAGCCCACAACAUCCAUGGUCAAGGUCUGGCGCGAGCAUAAGCAAUGGAUCACCAAUGUUCACAUGCAGCGCGGCGGCCUGAGGGAGCUUGUGUCCGGGAGUCGCAACGGCGAGAUCAAGCUUUGGGAUCUACGCAUGGACAUGCCCAUCUCUACGUUCUCCGCCACAAACGACACACUGCGUACACUGAGUGUCCACGAGCAUGCUCCAGUCUUCAUGGUUGGUACAAACCGUCACGAAGUGAAAACCUUCAACGUCGAUGGAACCUAUCUCUCCACCUUCGAGCCCUACUCGAGCUUCCUCCAUCACAACCGCUCCUCCCCAAUCGCCAGCACUGCGUUCCACCCUCAUCGGACCGUUCUGGCCUGUGCUGCACUGAACGACCACCAUAUCAACUUGGUGACAUGUUAGCAGCCCACAGAGUAUUAAGUCGCUCCUCUACACCAUAGUGAAGCUACAGGAGACCACACAUCCCACACACCUAAACUACACGCACCGUGAACGAAACAUUACCUCGCUACCUCCAAACCGACUGUCCUCUAUUAGCGCAACCCUCCUACAGACACACCACCGGCGCCAAGGUCUCAUCGAUAUUCCCCAGUUUCCAGAAUCUAUUUCCGUUUAAUCCUACCACGUCUUUUCCUUCCAGUAAUACUUCCCCCGCUCUCCC
Aspergillus fijiensis CBS 313.89 is the source of this 4779-nucleotide messenger RNA. RefSeq names its product ubiquitin-binding TORC1 subunit KOG1. The record is from RefSeq and is a predicted model, not a curated record. Gene Ontology annotation, biological process: TOR signaling; cellular response to starvation; positive regulation of cell growth. Bases 156 to 4520 code for a protein of 1454 amino acids. The transcript has 6 exons. Gene Ontology annotation, cellular component: cytoplasm; TORC1 complex. NCBI's taxonomy places the organism in Eukaryota, Fungi, Ascomycota, Eurotiomycetes, Eurotiales, Aspergillaceae. Gene Ontology annotation, molecular function: protein binding; protein-macromolecule adaptor activity.